This is a messenger RNA of Lentinula edodes (shiitake mushroom), 1624 nucleotides long. RefSeq lists its product as uncharacterized. NCBI's taxonomy places the organism in Eukaryota, Fungi, Basidiomycota, Agaricomycetes, Agaricales, Omphalotaceae. The transcript is spliced from 9 exons. The annotation marks the transcript as partial. The record is from RefSeq and is a predicted model, not a curated record.
GCGGUGUUAUUAUAAGCGCCUAUAGAGAUCUGUAAGCUUUUGCAGCACAUUCCCAUGAGGCAUCGCCGAUUCGUAACAAAACAUAUAUCCAUGGUUUCAUCAACGGGCUGUGGAUGGUCUUCCCUUGGACCCACGACCGACCAACAAGGCUAUGGACUAUCAUCCAAGGAUCAUAUAUCAAAGAUUUUGAAAGUCAUGAUCUGAAUGACUGGGUUCUUUGUUACAACUCCAGCUGAGAUGAUCAUCGCCCACAAAUGCCUCGUUAUAUCAGCAGCAAGUCAAUCACCCCAGUGCCCACUUGCCGCUUCUCAAAAUUAGCAAAAACAGUGGUUUGACAAUAUGGAGCUUACGUUACAGCUCAUGCCCAGUCCGAGUCAUUCCUUUCUGCCCAGUGAAGCAAUCAAGGAUAUUUCCGUUAACAGCUCGUCAACGACCAAUCUACUACCUGUGAAGGCAUUCAUUGCGCUUCAACUCUCUGGUGGGAUGGGAAUGCUUCUUCUCCUUGUAACCGCCCUCGCUUCUCGCACGCAGUUCGCCCGACGAUUGACCCACGGUUGCACCGUGACGGUCUCGAACGAACCAAUCCAUCGUUCUCGGACGUGGUACAGCUUCUGUAUAUCCUGGGUCAUAUCAUGUUUCUCCUAUUGUCUCUUAUUUUUCGCUAUGGAGCAGUUCAAUCCAAAUGAGAAACCUACCUUUGGGCUUUGUUUGACGCAGGCUGCAUUGAUUUAUUCCAGCCCCCCUCUAACUGGGGCAACAACAUUUGCCCUCCUUCUAGAUGUAUGGUUAAUGUUCCGUACCGCCGCCUUAGGAAAGUGGUUUGGUGGACGGAAGGUCACAAAUUCACUUUUGUUGGCGCCAUAUAUUCUCUGGGUCAUCUUGACAAUUGGAUUUCUCAUUGCCGGUGGAGUUGAACCUCAUCUAGUCCAGCGGGACUUAGCCAUAGAUCCCUACUGCAUCUUGGAUAACCCUGUCCCUAGUCCCAUUUUGGUUUGCUCUCUAACUCUUGCCUUCGCUUUGGCUGUUAUGGUCGUAUUGAUUGUUUUGGUUGUCACUAUGCGUAAACAAGCCACCCGGAGCUCUUCUCAUCCUUCCAGUGCCUUUAUACCCUCCCAAAGCGAGCAUGAUGGUGAUUAUCAUAAGGGCAAGAGUUCCUGCAGUAGGAACAAGGAACAAAUGUCAGCUCUUAUCGUUCGUCUCAUAGUGUUUGGUUUAGCAGGACUGAUUGCAGUAACGAUAUCUGUUGUAUUUGUUUUAAAUAGAGCUGCAGGCUCCCGAGCAGAUCUAGCAUUGGCCACCCUUCCUCCGAUCGGAGUGGUGAUAUUUGGGAGCCAAACUAAAACUCACACCCUUCUUUCUCAGGACUUUGUCCAGCUGUGGUUCAACCUCAUUCGAUGGCUUUUCCGGUGCUGUAUGCAUAGAACUCAACAUUCUUCGGAUAACAGCACUGUGACCAAGGGAAAAAGUUUUCAGGAGUACCAAACCCGACAACAAAGUGAGGAAUGUGUAGUGAUAGAAAUGGAUAUAGGGCCCAACUUUAACAAUUUUGGAACUGGAAACACUCUUCAACAAGAUGAAGAACAGAUCAUGAUAUCACCCAGGAGAGCUGUAAUCUUUCGAGAGA